AUGGUAAGAUACGCCCCUUGUAAUGCAGUGCUUUCGCCAGUCUAUCUAUGCUACAGGGAUUUGGAUCUAACUUGUGGAUUCUUGCAGGCCGAUAAACUCCGUACCCAACAGCAGCUCGAGCAGCUGCAGGCUCGCUUCGUCGGAACCGGUCAUGCAGACACCACCAAAUUCGAAUGGACUUCCAACAUUCACCGCGACUCCUAUGCUUCAUAUGUCGGCCACCCACCGCUGCUAUCAUACAUGGCGCUUGGGCUAAAUGAACCAGCUGCAAAGCUCAGAACACGACUGAUAGAGGUCCGUUUGUCCCGCAUCUUUAAACGAGUCACCGCGAUCAUCGAUCAUAAGAGCUGA
Messenger RNA from Orbilia oligospora ATCC 24927, 351 nucleotides. RefSeq lists its product as uncharacterized. The coding region runs from base 1 to 351 and encodes 116 amino acids. Gene Ontology annotation, biological process: mRNA splicing, via spliceosome. The record is from RefSeq and is a predicted model, not a curated record. Gene Ontology annotation, cellular component: U2 snRNP; precatalytic spliceosome. Lineage: Eukaryota; Fungi; Ascomycota; Orbiliomycetes; Orbiliales; Orbiliaceae. The transcript has a single exon.